UCCCAAAACCGAAAGCAAAAUUACAUAACAACAAAAACAUAAACAAACGAUCUCUUCUCUUAAUUUGAUUCUUCGUCUUCUUCUCCUUUCUUCUUAAAAGAAAGAGAAUUAAUAGAGAGAGAGAGAUGGGAGAUAAAGAUGCUGAUGGCAAGUACUCUAGAAACAUGUCUGCAUGUUCCUCAACGAUGUCGUAUUCAACUAAACUCUUUCUCUUCAUGGUUCCUCUAGUUCUGGUUUCUGGCUUCGUCUUUGUAAAUAUUGGUCCAACAUCUUUCUUAACCUCUUUGUCCACCUCUCCUCAUGAUCUCCCUUCACCUCCGUCUCUGAUGGCGCCGGCGCCAUCUCCUUUGCCAUCAGAGAUGAUACCUCCGUCGUUACCAGCAUCUUCUAUAUCGACUAAAGUGGAAUCUAUUCAGGGAAAUGAUAAUCGGACCAUUCGAUUGAAUCCGAUCAUUACUACAACGAGUAAUAACGUCACUUCUACGGCGUCAUCGGAACCAAAGAAAAGAAGAGUUCUAAGCAAUUUGGAAAAGAUCGAAUUCGAGCUACAAAAAGCUCGAGCCUCCAUUAAAGCCGCUUCGAUGGACGAUCCCGUGGACGACCCGGACUAUGUUCCUCUUGGUCCUAUGUAUUGGAACGCUAAGGUCUUUCAUCGGAGCUACUUGGAGAUGGAGAAACAGUUCAAGAUAUAUGUGUACAAAGAAGGCGAGCCACCGUUGUUCCAUGACGGUCCAUGUAAAAGCAUCUACUCUAUGGAAGGAAGUUUCAUCUAUGAGAUGGAAACCAAUACUCGUUUCCGCACCAACAAGCCCGACAAGGCCCACGCUUUUUAUUUACCCUUUAGUGUCGUCAAGAUGGUAAGAUUCGUGUAUGAACGCAACUCUCGUGAUUUUGGCCCCAUCCGAAAUACAGUGAGAGAUUACAUCAAUCUUGUGGGUGAUAAAUACCCUUAUUGGAACCGUAGCAUCGGAGCCGAUCAUUUCAUACUCUCUUGCCAUGAUUGGGGUCCUGAGGCCAGCUUCUCUCAUCCACAUCUAGGACAUAAUUCGAUACGAGCAUUAUGCAAUGCCAACACGUCAGAGAGAUUCAAACCAAGAAAAGAUGUAUCAAUACCCGAGAUUAAUCUACGAACAGGAUCCUUAACCGGAUUAGUCGGUGGUCGGUCACCUUCCAGCCGUCCAAUCCUAGCCUUCUUUGCAGGUGGUGUACACGGACCAGUAAGGCCAGUUUUGCUCGAGCAUUGGGAGAACAAAGAUAAUGACAUCAGAGUCCACAAGUAUCUCCCUAGAGGAACGUCUUAUUCGGACAUGAUGCGGAACAGCAAGUUCUGUAUUUGUCCUAGCGGCUAUGAGGUUGCGAGCCCUAGGAUCGUGGAGGCACUUUACUCGGGUUGCGUCCCCGUUCUGAUAAACUCAGGCUACGUUCCUCCUUUCAGCGAUGUUUUGAAUUGGAAAUCGUUUUCAGUGGUCGUUUCUGUGGAAGACAUACCGAAUUUGAAGACGAUAUUGACGGCGAUAUCGCCUAGACAGUACCUAAGGAUGUACAGGAGAGUGUUGAAGGUAAGGCGACAUUUUGAGGUAAAUUCACCGGCGAAGAGGUUUGAUGUGUUUCAUAUGAUUCUUCAUUCGAUUUGGGUAAGGAGAUUGAAUGUGAGGAUCCGUGAGGUCUAAGUUAAGGGUUUUUGGGUUUUUUUUUCGGAUUUUUUUUUUUGUUUUGAGUGGUGAGUUGUGAAAAUAAUUUGAAAAGUCCGGAGGGAUUUUUCUUGUAAAUUAGUAUAAUUGAGCUUUUUUUAUGUGUCAAAUAUGCUUUGAGUGUGUGUUUUCCCCAUUAAUUUGUAAUACACGAAUAAUAAUUAUGUUACAUUCCCGUAAGAAAAAAGAAUAAUAA
Messenger RNA from Camelina sativa (false flax), 1887 nucleotides. RefSeq names its product putative glycosyltransferase At5g03795. NCBI's taxonomy places the organism in Eukaryota, Viridiplantae, Streptophyta, Magnoliopsida, Brassicales, Brassicaceae. Gene Ontology annotation, molecular function: glycosyltransferase activity. The record is from RefSeq and is a predicted model, not a curated record.